GCGUCAACCAUCAUAUUCACAAACCAGACAUACUAUUGCGUCUCAGAGUUCCACAACAUACACAUACACACAGACACAAGCACAUUCGCCCAGUUGCGGCGACAGCACGACAAACAAACAGGGAGGAGGAUAUGACACGGACGAAGGGACAGACAGCAUCGCUUCCGUGUCACUCUCUCCACGCACACACACAGAUAAAAUACCGAAACACCCGCCCACUUGAAAAGGUCUCGUGUCAGUCAGUGUGUCUGUCUGUGUGUUUAGGUAAGCUGCCUUGACCACAUGCGCUGCCAACGAGGCCGGUUCCCAGCCAGACCAGGCCAGGCCAGAUGAACACAUGAACAGAUCUUGCUGUGUAUCAAGUCGAGACGCACGAAAACCACACCAGGUAUGUACGCUGCGAUGUGUGUCUGCAAUUGCAGAGGUAUGGCCUUACACAACGCUAUACAAUACAAACACUGCGAUCAAUAUAUAUGCGAUCACCUCUCUGGCCCGUGCGCACAAGCGGAGAGUGCCAAUCGAUGGUCAUCCAUCCACCCAUCCAUCCUUCAUUUCUCAUGAAGCCUUGCCGGCUUCGGUGACCACCUGGCAUCUCGGCGUGUCUGCACUACUACCACUGGCCACGCGCAUGGCCAUAGCCAUGUCCUUCAGAGCAGAUACGUCAGAGGUUCCCAUCUGGUUGACCAGCUGGCGGAAUGAUGAGGUGGGGUCGUCGAGCAGGGCGACUGGGUCGUCGUACUCGACGACGGCCCCUCUGCACGCGCACAGUUGCAAGGAAAGGCAAGCAGCAAUCGGCAGGUUUGUUGGUCAUGCUUGUCUCUCCCCCUGUGUGUGUGUGUGCUCACUUGUCGAGGAGCAGAAUGCGAUCACAGUGCAGGAUAGUCUCCAAACGAUGUGCGACUUGACACACAAACACACACGCACAGAGAGAGAGAGAGAGAUGCGGACGAACCCACAGUGGCAGCCAUCCCCUCUCUCCCCGUCACUUGUGACAGUAGUGGCGUCCUUGAAGUUCUCCCGGAUCGUCGCCUGCAACACCUGAUCCGUGUCGGUGUCCACAGCAGCCGUCGCCUCGUCGAGCAUCACCACCUUGGCGUGCCUCAGGAGCGCCCGCCCCACACACAGCAGCUGCCGCUGACCCAGAGACAGGUUCUCGCCCUUCUCGGAGAGAAUGGCGUUGAGCUGCCCCGGCAGUGCUUUGACCUCUUUGGCGAGAUGCACACGCCUGAGGGUCUCCCACAACUGAUACACACAUCCAUCCAUCCAUCCAUCUAUCCCCACCAAGUGCACGUGUGGAUGAUGUUGCUUGCCUCCUCGUCGGAGCGUUCGUUAAAAGGGUCCAAGUUCUGACGCAGCGAUCCGGAGAAGAGAAUUGGGUCUUGUGGGAUGACGGACAGCCGGCUCCUGAGGUGGUGAAGGCCCACCCACCGCACGUCGAUCCCGUCCACAGUUAUGCUGCCCUCAGACAACUCCACCAUGCGAAACAGCGCCUGCAGGAUGGAACUCUUCCCCGCACCUGUAAGGCACACCACACCACACCACAGCAGGCGUGUCUGUCGUAUUUCGUCCUUCCCGCCGACCUACCAGUGCGGCCACAGAUGCCGAUUUUCUCCCCCGCCCUGACGGUGAAGGACAGGCCUCGGAGUGCAUACUCCAGCUCGGGCCGAUACCGCAGCCACACGCCAUCGAAGCGCACGCAACCCUCUGACGGCCAGCUGGCUGGCGGUUCAAUCGCACCAGCACCGGGAGCGGCAUGUGUGUGUGGGUGGUGCGGUUCCAUUGUGAGGGAGAGCUGCUCGUUCCACUGGUCAGCGACGGCAGGGGGCGGGGUGACAAGAGGGGCGCGGGCGGGCGCCUCGUUGGGGAUGUCGCAGUAAUGGAGGAGACGCUCGACGCCGGUCAUGUUGUUCUCGGCCUCGAUGGACACCCGCACCGCCCACUGCAGCAUCGACACCGUCUGCAUCACGUACACGAGCGCCAACCUGCAGCCCAGCCAGGCCAGGAGAGAACCACACACAACACAACACAACACAUGCAGACAAAGGAGACCGUCAGGUCAGUGAGCCUGUACUGUAUGUGUGUGUGUCGGUCCUUUCGCUCACUCACCCCGCCAUGGCGGGAUCGACUGCACUUUUGCCUCCAACCGAGUUGAGCAGGAUGAAGAGCAUCCCGACGCAGAAGACGGCGAGGGCUGCAAGGAGGUCCAGCCGGAAUGCCAGCCACCGCGCUGCGACCCAGUAGAGGAAAAAGAAGGCACCGUUGGUGUCCAGCCGCUGCUUCAGCAACGAAAAGAACGUCUGCAUUCCAUGCGGCAACAGACUCAUCACAAUAGCUAGCCGCCCUCUGGUGUGUGGGUAUGUAUACGUGUGUGGUGCAUGCCUGCGACUCACGCUUUCCAUUUUGAACGCCCGAAUGAUCUGAAUGCCGUUGAGGGUCUCCUCGAAGAGCGACACAAUGGGGCUUCGCGUGACGCCUUCAAGCCGCCUCAACUCACGGCUCGACUUGCGGAAGAACUGACAUGACACCCACACACACAGUUGUGCUUUCGCUGCCCACGCACUCGCCCACCCACUCACCACUCACCAUUUGUAUGCGGUAGAACAUGAGUACGAGAGGAAUGACGGCGAGCAUGAACCACGGACUAGAGAGGGCGCACAAUAACAAGAAUGACAGCAGCCGAAACACCAUCUGAAUCGUUGAGUUCAGCGAUUCCGGCAGCAGCGAGUCCACCUGGUUGACACACAACACACACCAAGGGGAUGGGAUCCAUUCUAUCCCAUCCCUGCCUGCAGCUUUUGCUGCGUCUUGCUCACUCACCUUGUCGAGGUCAUUCGAGAAUCGGUUGAUGAUUCGACCCACAGGUGUCACGUCAAAGAAGAGAUUGACAGGGGCACGCAGCACAGCCGCAAAUGUGGUGUCGUGGAGAUUCCUGCAGACACGCACCCCGGAAAAAAGCUCUGUUGACCUCCCCUCGUUCUCUCCCUCCCUCCCCAUCUCUGGUCUUACCGGGAGCUUCUGAUGACGCUGGCGACCCACGUGGCGUCUCGUGCGAUAACGAUUAGUGUCGCAGCAAGGCAGAUGGAAACGUAGAUUCCCAACCAGUAGAAUGUCGACAGAUUGGGGCGGUUGGGUGCCUCCUCAGACCAAAAUCCCAGCCACCAGUCUGUGGUCACCUGCCCGCCCUGGGCCAACGCGAAGAGAAUGAGAAUCCUGCAGUGCACGGGAACAGGUCGACGCAUGAAGUGAGUGGAGCCAGGUGAUGAGUGAAUGGGUGGGGUGGCUGGCUGGGUGUGUGUGACUUACAUGAAGAACAGCAUGGCGCCCAGCAGUUUGUUUUGCCUUACUCCCAUGGAGAAAUACGCCACGUACAGCUGGAACUACAGACAUAGUGAGAGACACAGACACAGACACCGACCCACAGAGACAGCUUACUCUUCAAUCACGUCAUGCUGCACCGAACAGCAUUGCCCAGCCCACCUUCACUUUGCCCGUCACGCGAUCCUCCUUGGUCAACAGACCGGCCUCCCUCUUCACGGGUGCCACUGUGCCUGAUGCCUCACCGGCAGCAGGGCCCUUCUCGUACGCACUCAGGUCAGUCCGCUUGGUGAUGAGAUUCGGUCGGGGGGUGUCGGCUGCUGGUGUGGGUGUGGAUGUGGGCGUGUCGGUGUUGCUGCUCGUGGUAGUGGUGGUGGUGUCCUUUGACUGCUGCUGUGCCGAGACGAAGGCGGGGUAGUUUUGGCAGAGGUCCUUGUAGGAGCAGAUAGUGUCGAUCUGGCCGUCCUUCAUCACGACGACCUGAUGGACAGACAGACGGACCGAGAAAAGAAGAACGAACUGUUUGUUUGUUCAGACCACACACAGACGUGCCAGGCUGUGCCUGGGACUCUGCAAGUGAAGUGAGUGACCUUGUGUGCGUGUUGAAGGAGGUGGUAGUGUGAGUUGAGGACGAGCAGGCGGGUCUUCUUGGCCAGCAGACCGGCAAUCGCGUCGUCGAACAGCCGACGGGCCACGUGCAGAUCUGAGAGAUAGGGAGAGCCACAUAACAUAUAUACACACAAAUCAAUCGCUCGAUGUCAUGCCAACUAACGAACGGAUGAAUUCUUGGCGUAACUGACGUACCCACGGCUGAAAGGGGAUCGUCCAGAAGAUAGAUCGAGCACUGGUCCAGCCGAUACAACGCCCUGAAGCGAAGCGUGUGGACACUCAUCCCAUGGAUGACGCCAUGCCAUGCCGCCUUGUCCAUCCCUUCCCUCCCUCACCUGGCGAAUGCCAGCCGCGCCUUCUGUCCGCCGGAGAGGGUGAUGCCCCGCUCGCCAACCUCCGUCGCGUCGCCGUCUGGGAGAGUGGCGAUGUCAGGGAGGAGCUGGGCGACCUCGAGGACGCCCUCGUACUUUUCCUUCUCGUAGGGCGACUCGAACAGAAUGUUGGCCUUGACGCUGGCGUUGCGCACCCACGGCUCCUGAGUGAGAAUAUAGAAGACAGAGGGAUGGAUGCAUGGAUGGAGGGGGUUGGCACGAGUCGUGUCUGUCUGGUUGAGCUUGGUACCUUACCUGGCUCACGUAGGCUACAGGAUGGUACACGCCAACGGUGCCUGUGGAUGGGUCAGGCCAGGCCAGGCGGCGUUGGUGUACUUGGUGUGAUUGGUGGGUGUAAAUGUGAUUGAUGUACCUACCUUGCGAUUGGUGCAGCUGCCCUAGCAGAGCGCUGAGAAGCGCUGUCUUGCCCGCACCGACUUGGCCGACAAUGCACACCAACUCGCCCUCAUUCACCUGCGUCACUCACGUCACACACAUCUACCCCUCCUGUGUGUGUGUGUGUCAUCACGUGCAUACCUGCAGGUUGAUGUCCUUGAGUGCCGGCCGCCCCGUCUCAGUCGACCAUAUGCUGUCCAGCGCGGCGACCUUCCCCCCACCCCGCCACCUGUGCGCCUGCCGCACCACAACACCCCUCCUCUCCUCCUUGCCAGCACCGGGCGGCGCCCAGUAGAAGACGCCAUUGGUGACCUCCAGCGCCACACCAUUGGGAAGUACGGGCGGUGGCGAGUCCAGAUCGUGCACUGUCGAGACCUCUGUGGCUGGUGUGACUGUUCCCGCCUCCGAGUAGUCGGCCGAUGGCACUGGCGGCCGGGUGGUGGCGGUGGGGGUGGCGGGUUGGUGAGUGUCGUGUUUGGUCACGACUUUGUGCUCGAUCUCUUGUCGCUGGAGAUAUUGCUGCAGCCGGCCGAUAGACGUCAGGCCGUCUGACACGUUCCUGGACGACAAGAAGGGGAGGAGGGCCGUUGAUUGUGCAUCUGUGCCUGCAGGAAGUGAGUGGUGUGUGCUACUUUGCUUACUUCAUGGCCAUUGGCCAUAGAGCAAGCGGAACACGCAGCAGGUUCAGGAAGGCCAGCACCUGUCAUGUCAACACACACCCACACACACGUAUCCACACAGACUAACUCACCACCCGCCCCGCCCCGCACCCCCCGCCCACCGUAAACGUCUUUUCGACGCUGAGUGUGUUGCCAAGCGACACGUACAGCACGAACACCACGGCAGCAAUCAGCACCGGCCCACAGAAUUGGAAGAGCCACGUGAUCGCGGUGAGGAAGAGAAUGCGGCCGAGCUGCCUGACCUCCGCCCUGCGGAUCUCAGACACACGCUCUUCGAGCACCCUCUCCCAAGCAUACCUAACCACCCCCCACACACACAUACAAUACACACACAGCGGGACACGGGCGAUGAAUGCAUCACUCGCCUCGUCCCAUCUAUCCAUCUGUCGUGGUGAGGCUGGCAUGCUCACAAUUUGACAAUUCUGAUGCCCUGCAGGAUUUCUGUCUCCAGCUUGACGCGCUUCCCCGUCAUCUUGACCAUCUCGCGACGGGUGCGGCCUGCAACACAUACCCACAUACCCACACACACACGUCGACGCAAGCCCAUGCCAUCAUGGACGGCUCUUUGCUCACCGAUUCGCCUUGCGAGAUUGCCGGAGGUUAGGGCGAUGACCACCACCAUAGCCACGCCCGCCACAGAGGCGAUGCCCACCUCCUGCACCAGCAGGAACAUCGUCACCAGAAUGAUGGCUGGCCCCAGCCACAGCCAGUUGGUCAGAAACACGCCGAAGUAAAGGCGCUCUGUGUCCACAGACCUACAGCCCAGCCGGACCGUGGAUGGACACACAAGAAAACGUGUUGGUGUGCGUGUCCGUUUCAUGCUGGACGCACGCACAUGUGUGUGACGAUCUCUCCACUGGAGGCGGUCGAUUUCUCGAAACUGGCCAGCACGAGCGCCUUCCUGUAGAUCUCCAUGAUUGCGGCAGAUCGCAUCGACAUUCCCAGCCUGACACACACACACACACACACACAGAGAGAGAGAGAGAGAGAGAGAGAGAGAGAAGAGGGUGCACAUAAGGCCUACCUACCUACCAAGACGGCUCGGGUGCUGUGACUGACGACUGACCGUGUAGUGUGGAAGAAUGAGUGGUUGAUGCACAAAGCCGCGACCACGAGGCACAGGAACAGGCCACACACCAGCAGCACGCCAUGCAGCCAGUCAUCGCUUCCGGACUGCUCCAGCAGACAGACACAACGAGGAACGGCCCAAUCGACAGACACAUCAGCGCGUUUGUCAGUCAGACGGUGGGUCAGUGAGUGAAUGAGUGUUGAUAGUAGCUACCUCACCUCAAGGAAGACAAGCAGCUCCCGGAUGAAGAGCGGCGAGGCGCAGUUGAAGAUGAUGUAGGGAAUGCCCAGGCCAACAGUGAUCAGCCACCUGCACAAUGGGUUGGGCCGAUGACACACACACACAGACACACAGACAGACACAUCAGAGGUGUGCUCCCACACCAUCAGCAGCAGCACAGCAGUGCAAUCGACGCGUGCAGACCUGUUCUUGAACGAGGCCCAGAACGCUGGAAGCAACCGCUGCACACACACAGACAGACAGUCUGUCCCUCUCCCGCGAGCACUCACACGCACCCAACCCAACUCACUGACCUGCAGUUUUUUGUAAUUGGUGUGGAACAGCUCAUCUGUCGGCCUGGACCUGUGCUGAUGCGGCAGGUCGUCCACUGUGACAUCUGACUCAUCGAGGGCACGCGCAGAGCCCAGCCGGAGUAGGUCGUCCAUCCACGACAGAAGAAUGUGUGUGCGCCACGUUGAUGAGUCAAGCCGAGAUGGCCUGGCAGGCUUGUGUGGAGUCGAUGACGAUAGUGCCGCUGUCGCUGCGCAGCCGCCAGGGUCGUCUGAGUCGAUGUCCGUCUCAAAGGCAACCAUCUUGACAAACGAAGCACGGCGAUGCUUCAGAGGCAGAUCAGCUAUGUGCUGUUGUGGAAGUGGCUGGCGGAUCCUUCCGUGGAGAUAUUUUCUUCCCA
Messenger RNA from Vitrella brassicaformis, 7350 nucleotides. The record is from the annotation of a GenBank genome assembly. Lineage: Eukaryota; Vitrellaceae.